This is a messenger RNA of Serpula lacrymans var. lacrymans S7.9, 1314 nucleotides long. RefSeq lists its product as uncharacterized. Gene Ontology annotation, molecular function: FAD binding; D-amino-acid oxidase activity. Lineage: Eukaryota; Fungi; Basidiomycota; Agaricomycetes; Boletales; Serpulaceae. Bases 109 to 1227 code for a protein of 372 amino acids. The transcript is spliced from 8 exons. The record is from RefSeq and is a predicted model, not a curated record.
AUUGACAAUGACUCAGAACCAAUCCCACACUCCAACGGAUACCGUUCUUAUCUAUGUGCAUCUUUCAGAUCGUGUUGUUCCAUUAGAACAGCAACCUUAUCAACGACCAUGUCUACAACCCAACGCCCCCUCAUCGUCCUCGGUGCUGGUGUAAUUGGCCUCACCACCGCUUAUCGUGUAUCUACAGAUCCAGUACUCUCGUCUCUAUUCAAGAUAACGGUAGUGGCAAGAGAUCUACCGGAGGAUAUGGAUUCUCAGGCUUGGUCGAGUCCUUGGGCGGGUGCCAAUUGGUCGCCGAUGCCGAUGGGUGGCGAGGACGAACGGAUAAAGAGAUGGGAGACAACCACUUUCAAUAAGUUCUGGGAUAUGAUACCUAGUGGACUCGUGAAGGAAUUACCCUCAAGGAAGUAUGGCUAUCAUGCCACAGACUAUUCUAACGUGUGGUGGAAAGACCUGGUACGAAAUUUCCGCAUUAUGGAGCCUUCAGAAAUCCCUGAAGGCUAUAAAUCCGGCUUAUCAUUCAGCACCAUCUCAGUCAGCCCCGUCUUCUAUCUUCCCUGGCUCACAGCCAAUCUCGUAAACCAUGGAGUCAACUUUGUGCGCAAAACAGUAAGGAGCUUAGACGAGCUUUCGUAUCUUGCUAAAGAAAAUGGAAUAUUGGUGAACGCUACUGCCCUAGGGUCUAGAUCAAUCCUUGGAAUCGAGGACACGGCGCUGUACCCUAUACGCGGCCAAACAAUCCUAGUACGAUGUCCUAGUCUACAAGAGUUUUUAGCAUUGGAAGGAGACGAAUACUCGGACGAAGGUGGGGAAGCGACCUAUAUCAUCCCCCGCCCAGGUGCUGGCGACGCGGAGGGCACAGCACUGAUAGGAGGUACAUUCCAAGUCAGAAACUGGGAUACAUCUUUGAACAUGGACACGGCGCGGAGUAUCUUUAUGCGAUGUGCAUCGCUUGCACCAUGCCUACUUGACAAGGGGACAGAAGUUCUUAAACAUAAUGUCGGCCUGAGGCCUGCCAGAGAGGGUGGCCCGAGGGUGGAGGUCGGACGAGUCAAGUUACCUUUGGGUGAUGGCUUGCGGAAGCGAGCUGAGAGUGGGGGUAAUGCCCAAACAGAAGCGAAGGACGAAUUGGUAGUUGUGCAUGCAUACGGCUUCGGGGCCGCUGGUUAUCAGAGCUCAUGGGGAGCGGUUGAAGAUGUUGUUUCUCUGCUGAAAGGAAAUAUCUAAACUUUUCACUGGUGUCCACAGAUUUAUAGAGAGAUUAGUGUGUUAGCCUGUAACUCCAGGGCUUAGUUAUGUCAUGAACGGCAAGUG